CAGCACUGACAGCAACUGCGAGUGGCGAGCAUCCUAGAAGCCAGAGUGACGUCUCGACAGCCCCGUACGGACUAAAGUAGACGCCGCUGCCUUGCUGAUCGGCCGAGCGCUGUGAGGCGGGAGAUCAAGGGAGACGCAUCACCGGAAUUUCAUCUACCAUUCAACACAAAAAAGGAGCCAUGAAGUUCGCCAUUGCAGUCGCUCUCAUUGUUGCCGCGGCCGUCACCGCCAGGCCUAGGAGCAAGCGGGCGGCCUACGAACUUCCGGACGGCGCCGAGCUGGUGGUGGGCAACAUCAAGACGACCUUCGAGUGUCCGGCCAAGAACGGCUACUUCGCCGACGUCGACAACGAAUGCCUCAUCUUCCACGUCUGCAAUGUUGUCACGCACGCGGACGGGCACACAGAGGUCCAGCAGUUCAGCUUCUUCUGCGGAAACCAGACCAUGUUCAACCAGCUGAGCCUGACGUGCGCCUUCCCGGAGGACGCUGUGCCGUGCCCGAACGCGCCCGACUUCUUCUACGUGAACGACAACAUUGGCAUUCCGGACGCUCCAUUCCUGACGGACGCGGACGUCGAGAAGGCAUCCGCACUCAUCGCUGGCGCCAGGAAGAGCAAGGCCUAGGCACAUCCUGGACGGCCAGCUGCUGGACUAGCGCGAACCGGAAGCGCCAGGUCUCCCGUUGAUGCCAAUUUCUCACCGCCGCACAUCCCAGUACGCAUUGCCACGGUGGCUCCUGUCCCCUUGGAACAAACUGUGUUGUGGUGACGAUGGCGUCUGCUGGGUCCAGUUGUGCAACAUCUUGUUCGGAACUGCGGCUGCACGCACGGCGACCAUUAGUUCGGCAUUAGGUCAAUUGCAGGACAUAGCCCUUAAUAACAGAUUGCGUCAUUGUAUAUCAAAGACGUGGUCCUGCUCUGCCGUUCGAGUAAAGCGAAGGCAUUUUUGCCGUCAUACCGGUAGUCGCAAACAAGAGGAAAGGACAUAAGAAAUAAAACGAUCUUGAACGGAUUAAACUAUACAUGCCAGUAUUCGGCGAUACGUACGACACCAUUGUUAUAAGAAAUGUCUAUCAGUUACGUUUUAUUGAAACUCGCUGUGGAAAUGGAGUUCGCGAUGCUAAUGUCAUCUUUGCUUCUAUUGCCGUCAGAUAUCGGCCUACAGCUUCCAUGAUGGGUGCUGUGUUGGUUUUCGGGACAUCUAACAACACUUUUGAAGUAAGCAAUUAAAUGUUGCCUGUAUCUCCUCUUAGUCGGGACAUGUCACCAAGUUUCGCAGAGAAAGAAGGCCUGCAUUCAAAGACGUACUUUGUGACUAACUAGAAGCCCAAGAACGCAACCGUCAGCUAUACUGGCCAAUCUGCGUCAUGUGCCUUAACUGCUGCUUUCUCCAGUAGUUAUGCAAGGUUUGUACGUAUCAGUGCGAACAUGAGGGAUGGGACCCAAAUUCACGGAGCGCUUAUUACGCAACAUAGCGGCUCAUGAGGUUGGCCAAUGACAAUAGCAAACAGGCUGAAGUCAGCGGACCAAGCAGGUCGUCAGCAGAUCUUGCAAAAGGAGAACUUUGUGAAUCUGUUGCUUGUUUCUUGUGCUGUUUAUUGCCAUGUUGUUGUCUUCUGUUGUUGCUAUUGUUUGCUUUAUUAUUUGUUAAAAGUGUUCAAUAGCAAUAGCAAAAAAAACGUUCGCUAACUAAAGCUGCCAAACGCUUGUGAUUCCAUCACAAUAUUACAAUCAUUUUUUGCACAUUAUGUUUAGCUAUAAAGCAAUACAUAUCAUCGUUUGCACAAUUUUGGCAUUGUUAGACGUCGCAGUCGUGCAGGAGUGUUGAAAUGCUGCCAUUCCGUUCGCUUGUUGUACUAGACAUCAGAAGGAAGUGUACAUGCUCGAUCUCGUUGACUGCGCAAUAUGAAAACGUAAAUUGUCACUCAAUCAAGUGUCAAUCAUGAAUAAAGCAUGAUGGUGCAUAA
This is a messenger RNA of Dermacentor andersoni, 1965 nucleotides long. RefSeq lists its product as uncharacterized. Gene Ontology annotation, cellular component: extracellular region. The record is from RefSeq and is a predicted model, not a curated record. Gene Ontology annotation, molecular function: chitin binding. Lineage: Eukaryota; Metazoa; Arthropoda; Arachnida; Ixodida; Ixodidae.